This is a messenger RNA of Tricharina praecox, 3386 nucleotides long. RefSeq lists its product as uncharacterized. Gene Ontology annotation, molecular function: protein binding. Lineage: Eukaryota; Fungi; Ascomycota; Pezizomycetes; Pezizales; Pyronemataceae. The transcript is spliced from 2 exons. Bases 1 to 3006 code for a protein of 1001 amino acids. The record is from RefSeq and is a predicted model, not a curated record.
AUGGCGCUCAACCGCAGCAUCACGAAGAAGAGUUCGCGGAACGGACUGAACACUUUGAACGAUGGCUCGAAGCGGCACUCGAUCUCGAAGAACAAGAUCUCGGCGCCGAUCGCGCUGUUAUCGACGACGAACAUGCUAUCAUACGACGCGCCGACGCUGCGGAACUCGCUCUCCACCGGCUCGAUAUCCUCGAACUCCUCGAGCGCCUCGGGCAGCACCUCCCCCACCAGCAUCAUGAGCCCGCUCGGCUUCGCCGACCGCGACGCCCCGCCAAACCACCUGAGCAGCUUCUUUGUGGCGCCGGCACCGGCGCCGACCCCUUCGCCCGUGCCCUUGCGCUCGCAGUCCACCCGCACCCCUCAAGCGAAGACCUCGCGCCCGCGGCACCCUAGCAUGCCGCCCACAUGGCCGCCAACCGCGCAGCCGCCCAAGGAGCUGCACUCCGCAUCGCGCGCGCAGCAGCACCAACAACACCAGCAGCAUCACAUGAGUACCCACCCGUUCGGCGCGGAGCUGGCGCAGGUCGCGGAGAUGGCCGAGGAGAUCGCGGGCUUCAAGAGCGUCGACGUCGAGGAGGAGUACAUGCUUGCCAGGGGCCUGCGCCGCUUCCGUGCUGAGGACUAUCUGGAGGAGAUCUGGCAGGGCGGCGUCUUUGAGGAUCAGUUGCCGGCUUUUAGUGCGGGCAAACUCCGCAGCCUCUUCGCAAACCUCCAAAAGCUCCGAUCGGAACGCGCCGUGCUCCGCGAGCUACCGGCCCCCGGCGGCGUCGGCGGCAGCAAACAACCGCGGCAAUGGAACUCCAUCGACGACGUGCCCACGUCGCGCGACGACGCUGAGGUGCGGAUCUUCGAUACCGUCCCGCCCCCGCAGCUGCCAAGGCCGACGUUCCUAAGGCCGGCGGUGGUGGUGCGGCCGGGGGCGCGGCCGGUGGUGCGGCCGGUGGCGGCGGGGAUGGGAGGGCGCGGACGGCUCGUGCGCCGGGUCGGCGCGGAGAUGGGAGGGUUGGUCAGCUCCACUGCCGGCCUGGGCUGCGAGGAGAUGUUUCUCCUGCGGAAGCUGGCGAGCGCGCUGCGAGGCUCUGAGAAAGCGGCGGUGGGGGCGGAGAAGGCUUCGGCGGAGGUGAUCGCGCGGCUGCGCCGGCUGGAGGCGCAUCCGCGGCUGCUGCAGUUGCUGACGCCGGUGGCGUGGAAGUUGCUGUGGCGGCUCGAGACAGAUAAAGAGGCGAUUCCGACGGUGCGGAGUAGGGUUAUUGGCGAUUUGAUGUGUCUGGCCGGGGCACAGAUGGAUACCGAGGCGGAGAUGAGGUAUAUUGGCGGGUUGUUCUGGAAUGGUGCUAGGGAGCAGGCGGUAAUGAGGUGGGAGGACUUAGUGGAACGCGCGCCGACGAGAGAGGUGUUUAGUCUCGGCGUCAGGCUGAGGGCGCUGCUGCAGCAGCCUGCAGAAGCGCAGGAGAUUGUGCACCGUAUGCAGGCUGUGCUGGGAAGUGUCCAGCAUAAGGCGUGGAUUCCGGUCAUCAUGGCGUGGAAUCAUGUUUUUGAGGGGGAGAAGGCGUGGAAGGUCUAUGAGACUAUGCGGGAGUGUGCCGAAAAGAAUGGCGAGAGGAUCACGGCAAAGCAGUUUGAUGAUCUCGCCAUGUCGUUUCUCGAUAGCUAUCAGCCCGCGAUGGGACUCAAGGUCUACAAGCAUAUGGUCUUUGCGGGACACAAUGCAUUGGAUCGACAGCAGACCGAUACUCAUAGCAAUCUUUCGGCCGCGGUCAAGGCGGCUCAGGAGGAAACCGUCGAUCCGGAUCAGCUGAAUGCCGUGUCGGUGGAUGCGCUGAAGAACCUGCCCACGAGUGUCGCGGACAAGUACUUUUACGGCGGGUGGAUGUUGAACCUGAUACGGAUGGAGCGGGCGGACCUCGCGUGGCAGCUGAUCACAGACGUGAUGCCGUCGCAGCAGUUCCUGCCGGACAGCAUCCACUGCAACUGGGUGAUGCAGGCGUUCCUGCAGCAAGGCAAGCCCGAAAUGGCGGCCUCCAUCGCCGAGCAGAUGAUCACGGAGCGGAUCGGGCAGAUCGCGACGUCGAAGUGCCCCAGCCCGGCCGUCACUCGCACCCGCCGUCCGCGUCCCCGCGGCACCCCGCAAGUCCCCGGCCCGCAAAUCCCCCCCGCAACGAUCCAGACCUUCAGCAUCCUCGUGCACUACUACGCGCGCCGCCAGCAGAUGUCGCACAUCCUGACGCUGUUCGACCAGAUGACGGCGUGUGCCAUCCCGCCAAACAGCUACAUCAUGAACCACCUUUUGCACGCCCUGCUGCGCACCCACGACAUGACGCGGCUCGCGGUGACCUUCGACAGCAUGCUGCGCACAUCACGGGUGACGCCGGACCUCACGUCGUUCUUGGUGAUGUGGACGGCAAUGUGGCGCCACUACACACAAACCCACCGCAAAAACCACGACUUCCUGACCCCGCGCGAGCUCUUCGCGCUGACCGUACAGCACCUGCCACCCACCACGCCAGACUCCGACGACGCCGGCAAGCUCCUCGACAUCUGGUACGCGAUCAUCAAGUGCUUCCUCCUCGCGCGGGAUCUCGAGGGCACCCUAAUCGCCUUGCACGCGGGCACAUCUCUGUGGGGCACGCCAAUCGACCAAACAGUAGUGCAGGAAGUAGCGUUCGGCGUGCUCCGCGCGCGGCCGUGGGAUCCCAAGAUCACCGGCGGAAGACCCCGCAUCGCCGCGGGCACGGUUCUUACCUCCGUCGAGCGCCUCAGAGACCUGGGCAGGCAGAUCAUGGCCCAGCGAGGCGCAGGCGGGAGGAAAUCGCCGGCUGCGGUAGCGGCGAGACGCAGACCACUCAGGAUCGAGGAGGAGGAUGGGAGCCUGCAGAGUCUUACCGUCCUCUUGAAGAGGGAGCUCGGCGAUAGUGUACUUGCCCAUGAUGAUGUCCUGCGUGCUAGGUUGGAUAUGGGCGUGCAGGGCGUCGAUAUGGAAGUGCUCGGGCUGGAGAAGAAGGCGUGAUAUGGUUGCGUUUUGGGUGUAUAGAUGGUUUGGUUUGGUUGAGUUAUUUUGUUUUGCGUGUAUAUUUGUAUUGUACAUUAUCAUAGUGCAUAGUGGGUUGUUCAUUGGCGUUGGAACUGGAACUGGAAUCGAAUAGAAUACCUUGUAGGAUACGGGGGAUAAAGUGGGCGGGAGGUACAUUAGGUAGAUGGUUCUACAUACUAGUAAUAACGGGACGGCUGAAGCUUGGUUGAUUCUGCCUGGGCGAUUGCAUUGCGAGCGUUCCAGAAUCCAGAUGGUCCUUCCGUCAUGAUGAUGUCCAUGGUGGUUGGCGGUUGAUGCGGUUCUUGUGUGUAGGAUCUAAAGUAUAUGGGAAGUGACAUUUGUUACAUAUGUAGGAU